Molecule: messenger RNA, 1788 nt
Organism: Ylistrum balloti
Lineage: Eukaryota; Metazoa; Mollusca; Bivalvia; Pectinida; Pectinidae
Product: probable E3 ubiquitin-protein ligase MID2
Exons: 8
Coding region: 7-1788 (593 amino acids)
Biological process (GO): positive regulation of DNA-templated transcription
Cellular component (GO): chromatin; nucleoplasm
Molecular function (GO): zinc ion binding; protein binding; ubiquitin-protein transferase activity
Source: RefSeq, a predicted model, not a curated record
UCCCAAAUGGAGGUGGAUACAGAUCUUCAGUGUCCGAUAUGUUUGGAGUUAUUUAACUAUCCCAUAAUACUACCAUGUUCCCAUGUACUGUGUCGCUCACCAUGCGCAGAACAUUUGUUCGAUUUUAAUUUCAUUCGAUGCCCGGUUUGUCGAGAUAACUGUUACGUUAGUGGAGGGAUAUCGAGCCUUCCUAGGGUUAUUGCCUUGGAAAACAUUAUUGAACGAUAUAAAGCGGACAAGAAACAAGAGCAGACAUUACCAGCUUUGAAGACACCGCCAGACAAUGUUGCUCCAAAGAUUGAAGGCGGAAGAACUGUUUGUCAGUUGUGCGAGAAAACACCUCCUCGGAAAGCGAAAAAGUUAUGUUUGGAUUGCAAUGUGUCGUAUUGUAAUCAUUGCCUCCGCCUAUCACAUCCAAACAGACAACCAUUCAACACUCACGAGAUCGUUGAGACCAGUCCUACUUCCAAGACUGCAACACCGGAAGUAACUGGUGGUACUUCCGGUUUGUGCACAAUACACAAAACGGUGCCGAUGUCGCUUUACUGUCUGAGCUGUGAGAUGACAGUAUGCAACGUUUGCCGGAAAACAGACCAACAUAAGAAACACAAAAUGGCGCCAAUUGAGGAAGCGUUCCUGAAUGUUAAGUUAUCUUUGGCAGACAAGUCAGAAAAGUUAAAGACCAGUCAAUCUAAAGUCGUGGUAGCUAUUAAGUCACAACGAGACAACAUUAAGGACAUGCAGCAAGCGAUCAACAAACGGAGGGACGAGAUCAAUUCGCAAUGCGACGCUCUUUUAGCCGAGAUCGAAAACAAACGUCACUUCUUCCUGUCAGACCUUGAAUACGAGGAGCGCAUGCGUCAGAAUGACAUGGACGAUCUUGUCAAAGCCAUGGAUCAAAUACAACGGUCUGCACAGGCACUUCUCGGUCAUACAAAUGAAGUUCUUCUACAAGACAAAGUUGAUCUCUUAGAGGCGGCCAGCUCUACGAGUGAGAAGUUAGUGAAGACGGCGCUCGACUGUGAGAGUGUUCAGUUCUCGCCUGCUGACCUCGACUUUCUCCAGGAAAAAGUAGUCGACUUCCGGCGAGAGAAAAAUAUACUCAGGGACCUCCAUUAUCUUGUCGCCCCAGCUACACCUGUUAUUGACGUCACUCGGUGUUCACGCAGUGAUAACAUGGUCGUCUUGGUGAUUUCACCGCCAUUCGGUCCUCACGAUGUCAUCCAACAGUACGAAAUCCACUACUGUUCCGAGGAACAGAAGAGUCUCGAGAUUGAGGACACUGUUGUUGUGAAAAACGUUCCGGAUGAAAAAGCCACGACACGGGGCGUUCCGAACAGUUCAGGUCUGGUGGUCAUUCUUCUCGAAAACUUGUGUAAAGGGACCACCUAUUACUUCUGUGUGAGUGCCAUAAACAGCGCGGGAAAAAGUGCAAACUCGGAAGUUGUUCAGUGUAUUACCCUACUUCCGGGAGAAAGUGUGGUUCCGGUUCCUGUGAUAAUAGAAAGCCUGUGUCGUCAGUUCGCCACAUCUAUACAGAUCUACAGUUCUAGUCCUCAAGACGUCGCCCCAGAACAAAAUAUAUCUCACUUCUUGUUGUAUCGCCAAGUGGCGUUGAGCCGAGCUUGGCGCACGUUGGUGUUGUACGGGCGCCAGGACCAUCGAGUGUUUGGACUGGACACAAAUGUGGAAUAUGAAUUCGUUAUCAUGGCCAGUAACCCACGUGGGGAAUGUCAGAUAUCAAACAAAGUCUCCCUUCAGACCGAGGCAAAUGAGGUUAAUAUGUAA